Messenger RNA from Parasteatoda tepidariorum (common house spider), 2888 nucleotides. NCBI's taxonomy places the organism in Eukaryota, Metazoa, Arthropoda, Arachnida, Araneae, Theridiidae. The record is from RefSeq and is a predicted model, not a curated record.
AUUUUGUUUAUAGGUAGGUGAUGUCAUGGUUUCCCGGGUUAACAGUGACGACAUCAGAUUCGGAGAUUUUGGAUUGGCUGCUAGACUGUUGCCAGGAAAAGAUUAUUUCUUAGAGUAUGGACAUCCUGAAUUUGUUGCACCUGAAAUAGCGAAGAAAGAACCAGCAACCUUGCUUGCAGACAUGUGGAGUGUAGGAGUUAUUACCUACCUGUUGCUGAGUGGCAUUUCCCCGUUCUUGGGGGAGAAUGACCGGGAGACGCUGACCAGGCUGCAGCAGGGAAAAAUCAACUUCAGUGAAGAUGCGUUUACAGGAGUCAGUGACGAUGCCAAAGACUUCAUGUCCAAAUUACUCGUCUUUGAUCCUAAGGGACGGAUGGAUGUAAAAACAGCUUUACAGCAUAGGUGGAUCAAGUACUAUUUGGAAAAAACUUCGGCGGAUAGAGUUCUCAACAAUAUGGAACGAUUGAGGGAAUAUCAGAAGAGAUGGAGAGAUUGGUACGCCAAUGCUUCUUGCAAACGAUACUACCGUCGACGUACCUUAGAAUCUUGUUUCCAUCACCCCAGCAAAAUGAUUUAUCCCCCAGGAGAACCCUACACUCCCGAAAGCAGUCCGGAACGAGAUUUGGAAAGAUCACACGUCAAGCCAUCUCAUUUUGACGAUGUCACUUUCCGUCAAAAGAUCAAUCGGGAAGACAUUGACUUCAGAUCUGAAAGCAGCUAUCAAAAUGGUCCGGAUACAUAUUUGUUGCAGUUGAGAGAUACUGAUUUUCCAAUGAGGUUGAGACAGUACCUGAGAGUGGGAUCAUCCACAAGUCCAUCUCUUGCAGCCAGUCUAAGGGAUAAGCACUGGGGAGACAGCACUCUGGUCAUUCGGGAGCGACGAAAAUUUGUGGACAUGAUGGACGAGGAGAUUGACGACGAGAAAAAAGGUCUGACGUUGAGGUCAGUACCGAAAAGACUCUACCACGAGAUUGGUACUCUCGGAUUCGCAAGAGAACAGAUGGAACAAUUGAAAACAGAAGUAUGGAAAGAAAAAUCCCGUGAAUUAGCAAUAGGUAUGCCUCCGUACUUUAGAGAAAAGAUUCGCAACUCAUCGAUGAAAGAAAAUGAUGAAGUUGUAUUUACAUGUUAUGCUGUGGGUAAACCAAAGGUCGAUUACACUUGGUUCAGGAAUGACGGCAUUCUCCUUGAGAGCAGCAGAAUUGUUGUUACUGAAAGAAAAGAUGGCCGAUGUGAACUGAGGAUAAACCCAACCAGAGCUUACGACAUUGGUGUAUAUAAAUGCGUUGCCCGAAACAUGCACGGGGUUUCUUGUUGUAGAGCAAGGUUGAAACUCGGAUCUAAACCGGGACGACCUGAACCUCCAGUAGUGAAGAAUACUUCAGAUACUGAAAUAUACAUCACCUGGGCAGUACCGAGGGAUGAAGGAAACUGUACAACUCUAGGAUAUACUCUAGAUUAUAAGAAAUCAGAUGACGAUAAGUGGACGACGAUAGCCAACAACAUCGAACAUGGAUAUUUUGUGAUAAGAAAUUUGCAACCAUCCACGUUCUAUCAGUUCAGAGUGAAAGCGUUCAACAAGUUCGGAUGGGGUGAAUUCAGUCUUCCUACGACGCCGGUCACAACAAAACCUGAAGGGGCUACUAAAGUGAAAGUCAGCCCUCGAAGAAAAUACCAGCAAGAAUUCACUGAAAGAACUCCAGAUUAUGAAUUAGAAGAGUCAGAAAUUCCAGAGUUAGACUACAGCAGGGAAAGUAAUCCAGUACCCCUGGAAGAAGGUGAUACCCUAGAUUUGUACAGAAUAGUUUCAGAAAUGGACAGGGGGAGAUUUUCUGUUAUACUGAACGUUUGGGUGAAAGAAACAAACACAUCUAGUAUAGCAAAAGUGGUACAGACUUCAAAGGAGGCCGACGGUAAGCAGGAGUACGAAAUAAUGAAGAGUCUAUGUCACGAAAGAGUGGUCACCCUCCUGUCGGCUAGUUAUCAAGGUGACAAGACAGUACUGGUGAUGGAGAAACUUUCAGGGGUCGAUGUUAUGUCUUAUCUGGCGCUGCGACACGACUACAACGAAGAGCUUGUUGUCACCAUUAUCAAACAGGUUUUGGAAGCACUACAGUACCUCCACUUUAUGGGGAUUUGCUAUUUGGACUUGCAGCCUGACAACGUCGUCAUGGUCAACUUAAGAGACUCCGAUAUAAAAUUGGUCGAUUUCGGUACUGCACGAUAUGUACCGAAGAUCGGUGGUAAAGUUCAUGUGGAAGGCACUCUGGAAUACUUAGCUCCAGAAGUCUUAAAACAUGAGGAUGUAACAUAUCAAACAGAUGUAUGGUCUGUUGGAGUUUUAACUUACAUACUCUUAAGUGGUGUUUCUCCAUUCCGAGGAAGAGACGAUGAAGAUACGAGAUCGAAUGUCACAUUCGUUCGAUACCACUUCGAACAUUUGCACUCCGACGUUACAGCCGAAGUAACGCGUUUCUUAUUGAACAUUUUUAAACAAAGUCCCAUCAAAAGACUGACCAUCGAUGAGUGUCUGGAGCACAAAUGGCUCGCACCAAGUGAGUACAUGAUCAUGAAGAGGGAGAGUGCCAGGUUCCUUCCAGACAACCUUAUAGCCUUCGCCAAACAGUUCCACGCCACCAAGUACGAAGCAAUGAAUCCUGAAAUGCUUACUUCACUCGGAAUGUCUUCUAAUAAAAAUGAUAUGAAAAUUGAUGACUUAAAUUAACAUUUGCAAAAAAAGAUCGCAGAAUGGAAGGUGAAUGUUGACAAAAUAUUUUUGAACAAACUGUAUGAAAUGUACCUAUGUACAAUCUAUGUAUUUGCAUUAAGAAAUUAAUUAUUUAUAGUGAUGUGCAGAUUGUCAAUAAAUUUCAUUUUAUACAAAACUA